GAACACCGGAACAAAGAUAGCGGGAGUGAAUACUAAAGUAAACCUAUGAGAACGCGUGUACUUUAUUUAACUUAUAAAUAUUGAACAAAAACGAUAUACAAGUAUACGUCACUUACAUAUUAGCUUGUAUCUACAUAUUUGCAUACAUAUAUACUAUAAAUGAGCGAAAGUGAAUAUAAAAGCGAUUUAUGAAAAUUUAAUUAUUAAAAAUGCGAGAGAAGCGAACAAUUAAUACUGAAUAAUUUUAGUUUAUAGCUUAACCAAUUUUUGAUGAAAGUGAAAAAAGUGUGGUAAUUGACAGAGCACAAAAAUCAAUAAUAUAAUAACAAUAAUGGUUUAAUUAAAACAUAUUUACUUUCUAUAAACUCAAACUGUGGUAUAAAAUCGAUGUAAUUAUAUUCACAAAAAAAAAUUCUCAAAUGGAGAAAUAAGUUUAGUUAACCGCAUAUGUGCAUACCCACAAAGAAAAAUCUAAAUAAAUAUGUAUCAAUUCACAUAUCGUGUACGAAUUAAUAAAAAUAAUUGACGAUACAAAAAAUUAAUUAAAUCUAAAAUACACGCGGCGUCUCACGUUGACUUGAAGAAAGCAAUUAACGCGCUGGUAUAUACCGAAAAUUUCAAGAUUUCUGCUAAAAAAGUCAAGCUUUUGAAAUGUUCUUUAGAAUGUGUUUGUGAAGAAGGUCAAAACUAUAAUGAAUUUGCUAAACCAUUUACAUAGUAAACACUGCGAUCAUUUCUUGUAUUAAAAUUCAAAUACUCUGCAUAACCAAACUUGCGUGAGUGGGGAUCUUCACCGCAUGCAUAUAUGUAUGCAUACAAGAACAAUUAAGGAUGAUUAUUCAUGUUGAUGUGUGGACUCGACUACAUACUAUUUGUCACAUAUCCUGCAAAUGUGCAAACAAAAUAUGUGACGGAAUUUCAUUGGCAUCAAUAAUGAAUUCAUUUCAUUGGCUGAUAAUACUCCUAUUGUUGGUUAAUUGUGAUAUGUGCAAAUCAAAUGAAUAUCCAGUGACAAGCAAAGCAGUUACUGUCAGCACAAACAGUGAGGAGCAAGUAACGAAUGAUACUACACAUCUGUCCGAUGCAAAUAAUGAACAGAAAAUUGACCUUGAAUCUGAAUACGCCACCAGUCAGAGAGGAGAGAUCUUAGAUUUAACAAAUGUAAAAAAUGCAACGAUUAUAAAUGUAACAAACGAGUGUUUGGAACAGUGCAAACUGGAAGCGGCUAAUUAUUUCAAUGAGUACGGAUUGGAUUGUGGUGAAAAAGGCGGAAGCCCAGUUUGCUUCGAGAGACGAUGCACAAAAGGAUGUGAACAAUGGAUGGAAGCGUUAAACAACUCUGAGAGCUGCCAGGAAAUAUGUGUUUCAACGCAACUACAUAGCCUUGAUUUACCAUGCUCGUUUGCAUGCGAGGUGGGUCAAAGACGAUACUGGGACUGCGAAAAAAAAACGAUAGAACCGAAAAUAAAACUAGAAGUACCUCAUAUAAAAAUGUCAAAUAACACGGAUGAUUUUAAAUUGGUUUGGGAUAUAUUGUUUCCUGAUUCCUUUUUUGCAAGUCACCGGUUUAGCAUAUACAUACAAUAUCAAUACAUUAAAGAAAACAUAUCCGAACCACGAGCUUGGAAAAAUCUUACAAAUGUUAACUGCAACCGGCAUUUCGUGUGCGAAAUAUUAAAUGAUUUGAUUCCUUUUGCUGUAUAUAAGUUUCGUUACAAAUUGAAAUUUGGAAUGAAUACGAAUCAAAUUUUACAUUCACCACCAACAAAGCCAUUCAGAACCAAAGCAAAAGGCGUCCCCCUUUCGAAGCCACUGUUGAAACAAGCAAUUGCUUUAGAUCAUAAUCACAUCAGUAUCAUUUGGGAACCAGGUAUUUUUACUUGUGGACCAUUAAAAGGUUAUGUGUUGACUUUGGAAAACGCAAAUUCAUCACAAAAACAGAUAUUACCACACGACAGAAGAAGUUUUGUUUUUUCUUAUUUGCUACCAGCUACGAAAUACUCUGUAAAACUAUCGACGUUAAAUUCGGAGGGGGAAGGUAGUUUUGUUGAAACAUUUAUUCAAACAAAAGUUGCGCUUUUGUAUGGAAAUUCAGAGAACAUUGACCUAGUGCUUUUAGCUGGGGAAUAUAGCAUUAGAAUUAAAAGUCUAGAAUCUUUAACAGACUCUGAACUUGUUUUCGAAAGUGAACAUCUUAUAAUAGAUUAUGCGCUUUACUCAUCUUUUGGAAAGUACAUUGUUUAUAUAAUUGAUUAUUUGGGAAAUAUUAUGAGAGUCCCUUGGAAUGAUGAAAGCCCAAAAAGUGCGAUUCUUACUUUAGACAAAUUGACUGAAUUUAAACCGAAGAAAAUUAGCCUGGAUUGGUUAAAUAAGUUGCUUUUCAUAGCGGUCCAAACAGCUAUUGCCGAGUGGGCAAUUAUUUCUACGGAUUUAGAUGGAAACUUUCAUAGUUUUAUAAUAAAAAAUGCUAACAAGUCAAUCGAUCACAUGGAAGUAGAUCCUAUAAAUGGUUGGUUAUUUUGGAUCAAUAGUGGCAGCCUUAUUCGAACAAAUCUUGCUACUAAUUACUCAGAAAUCGUAAUUAAGAGUAAUGUUGGUAUUUUUUCAAACAAUUAUCAAAGGAGUUUAAUAAUAUUUUAUAACACAAGUGAUCACGAAUUAUAUGAAAGUACUUUUGAUGGGGAAUAUACACAAAAUCUUCAUUUAAAACUAUCUAGUAGCAUGCCACAAAUUCAAAGUUUUUGGUUCAACGGGAUUCAUCUUCUUGGCACGAAUGGUACACAUUUAUUCAGGAAGAACUACAAUUCAAAUGAAUAUGACAUUUCGAUGGUGAAAGAAUUGGAAUGGUGUUGGAGUAUUACACCAUUGACACGACAAGCUAAUUUUAUACAAGCACAACCAACGCUAGAGAAUAGCCCAGAAAAUGUGAGAGCUUUUGUCACUUCUAAGAUGGCGAAAAUUGUUUGGAAUGAACCGAAGCUAAAUGAAUACCAGACAGAAUAUGCUUGGCGCAAGUGGAAUUAUGAGCUUGAAAUAAUGGACUUGGCAAGUAAUAGCGCUUUUAAUAUACGCAAUAUAAAGACAAACUAUUUCAAUGUGGAAAAAUUACAACCGAACAAUGUGUAUAAGUUUCGUGUACGUGUAGUUCUUGGUGGUACAAUGGGCUUGUGGUCUAGAGCACUGUUGACACGUACUUGGCCCUUUGGGGAGUAUGUAUUUUUAGCGGCAAGCCUAAACGGUAUAUACGAAAUUAAUGAAACCGGUGAGCAUGUAGAGCAGGUCGGUCAAAUGGAAAACGUAAGAGAUUUUGUGCAGUUGAAUGCAACAAUAUACUACAUAACUCAGGACAAUCGCUUGCAAUGUGCAAACAUCAUAAAUCCUGAGAUAAAUUGCUCAUUUACAGCCACAAAUGCGAUUACCUUGUCAUACGAUUGGCGAGGUGGGAAGAUGUAUUGGGUAGAUUCUCUGGCAAAUUGUGUGAAGAGAGCAAACUUAGAUGGCAGUCAAGAAGAGAUGCUACCCAUAUUCCGCGCUCAGUAUAUUGCAAUAGAUUCACAUAGCGGUCACAUUUACUACUCAACAAGAACGAUAUUAGGGAGACGACUUUUAGGUGAUACGCUUGACACGGAUGAAUAUGAAUAUUACCACACGAAUACAAAUGAAGACGUAAUAAGUGGAUUUGCCUUGGAUAUUAUAGCUAAACGAUUGUUUUGGGUUGUUCGAAAAGGUGAUGGAGACGUUCAGUUAUUCCGAGUUAGCAUUGAUACAUUUGUCGAUGAUUUACAAUACAGUUUCAUAGAAAAUGACAUUCAAGCGGGUUCCAUAAAGUUUUUACAUGAAAUUGACAGUGUUACUUGGUUGAAAUCGAAUUCAAAUGCAAUUAUUUUUGCAAGAGCAGGCAAUUCAACUAAUGAAAUGCAAAUUGAACUUCCUCAGUUAAGCAAAAUAAACUGCAUUCAUUUGAAGACAAGCUAUAUACCAUCCAUUGAUUUGUCUGUUGUUCCUGAAGCUGUUGAUAUCAAAAGUAUUCGUAUUAAUCAAGCCUACACAAAUGAAUGGAUUAUCGGAUGGCAUCCGGUUAAUACUUCGGAAAAUUACACAAUAUUCUACAACAUUCUUUUACAAUUCAAUAAUUCCAAAUAUCCAACAAAUGUAAUUUAUAAGACUAACGAAUCAUUCGUAGUAAUGUAUAAAACUCACACACUGGAGUCACAUUUUAAUAUUUCUAUAACGCCGUUCACAUAUUGGAGCUUUGGUUCAACCACGACGCUACCGCUUUUUAUCCCCAGUACUAGUAUCUCCCCUCCAAAGCAAAUGCGAAUUUUUAUUGAGCCUUUCAAUGAUCCAUUUGACGCUAUAAACAAUAUUACCGCAACAGUUCGUUGGGAAUCUCCGGAAAAUGAAAAUACCUCUUCCAAAAUGGCAUAUAAAAUUUAUUGUUGGCUUGGACAGGAACUGCACGCUGAGCGAAUAUGUAAUUCGAGUAAUGAACGAUUUUAUGAAAUAUCAAUUGAUGGUCUGAGCAUUGGGGAGUGUUAUGUUUUUCAAGUACAAUCUUUUAUAACGGGAAUUGAAAAACAAGGGCAGAACAGUACAAUUCAACUUCACAUUAAUCCAGAAGUUCAAACCAAACCCACAUUUAUAUAUGCCACAAGUGAAUAUAUUGCAGAAUAUGAUCUGGAUUUAAAUAUCAGCAAAGUAUUAAUACAAAUCAGCAGCCAAGUGGAGCAUUUAGCAGUUAUGUCAAGCGAAAGGCGUAUCUUGUGGGUAAACGAAAAUGUAGAGCUUAUUUCGGCAACAUCUGAUUUAAAGCCAAUCAAAUUGGCCAGAAUGCGAGCUGAAGUUCUGUCUUUGACAGUUGACUGGAUUCAACGGAUUGUAUACUGGGCCGAAUUGGAUACAGAAGAUAAAUCCAGUGUCUCCAUAUAUGAGCUUGAUUUAUGUCAAUUCGAAGGAAAAGUAAUGGCACCACAUAAGUUACUUACCCUUGACAGAGGGAAGAAUGUGCGAGACCUCACGAUAAUGCCAUUUUUGAAUAUACUUCUUUGGCUUGAACGUGACAAGGAAGCUAAUACUUCUACUCUUGCUGGUCGAAUUUUGAGUAAUUCCACCUUUAUAUAUUUCGAAACCACAUAUUUUGACAAAAUGUUUGUGUCAUCACCAGUGUCUGUUAGCCUUGUAGAUAAGGAUGGAAAUAUUUGUAUUUAUGACAUUUCAAAGCGUAUAUGUAGUUCACAAAUCCAAACGGUACUGGCCAACCCAGAGGAAAUAAUUAAAAUAGACCGUGAUGGCAUAUAUAUAUAUAUAUUGGAAAAUGAAAAAGUAUAUUCUUAUAGCGACCAAAAACAAAAAGUUGAAUAUAAAGUAAACAUUGAAGACAUAAAAAAUAUGAAGGCAUAUAACUAUCAACAUUUUCCUGAGCGCAACUGCCUUUUACCGGAUCAUAAUAUCUUAUUAAAAAAUAAGCAAUUAUUAAGCCCCAAAGUAAUCUCUGUGGGUGAAAACUAUAUGACAUUGAGUUUUCCAAACUUAGAUGAAAUUGAGGAAUGUAAAGUAAAAGUUCCGGGGAUAAAAUAUACUUUAUGGAUUACAGAUAAUGAAAAAGUGUCGCGAAGCCACACAUCAUUAGAUAACACUAUAAACGUAACAAAUAUUCAGCCCUUUACCAAUUAUACAUUACAAUUGUCUAUAUCAUCAUAUUAUCAAAGAAAGUUCAAAUUAGAUGAAUGGUAUUCUGAUAUUAUGACAGUGCUCACAGAUGUGGGUACACCUUCUAUGCCUCUCAAUUUUACAGCAUAUGCAUUAAAUCCAACUCAAGUUUAUGUUAUGUGGAAUCCUCCGGAGCGACCCAAUUGUGGAAAAGUAUGGUAUGAAUUACAUUGGCAAGAGACGAUCUCUAGUCAAGGGGCAUACAAACGAAUUAACAGUCUAAACUACUUAGUUACGAAUUUAGAAUCUUCUCGAGAGUAUAAAUUUUGGUUGAAAGCCUUUUCCAUCAAAUCCAAAUUCAACAGCACACUUUCGGUCAUAGUGAAGACAUUUGAAACUCCUUCUCGUCUUUGGCUGGUCAAAAAAACUUCUCACAACUUGACUCUAAGUUGGGUUACUUCGGAUAACGUUACAAGGUCGGUUCUAGCAUGUCAAGAAGUAAAUGGAGAUAAUGAGUUCAGUAUUGAUAUUACAGAAGAUUCUUCUUUAAUAGUUGUACCAAAUUUAGAUCCAAAAACUAAAUAUCAGUUUUUCCUUGAAAUAUUUUAUGGAUCUUUUGUAGAUCCUUAUGUAUGGCCAGAGGUACCUAAUGAAUACUUCAUUUAUGAAACCCUGGGAGCAGCCCCUGGGCGACCGGGUCAACCGCAGAUCGAACAUACCAUAAGUGACGUGUUUAGAAUAUUUUGGGCCGCAGCUCCAAAUAAUGGGGAGUUAAUAUCAGAAUAUUCAUUGGAGGCGCUACAAGCUCGUAAAACCAAACGCAUAAGAAGAAGUCAAGCGAUAAACCUAGACUACAUGAAUAAUUCCGUAGGCGGUUACAGUCAAGUUCUUUGGGCGGAAGAACCAAGUCCAAUUGAAGAUAAAUGGAUAGUUGCAUGUAGUACAACUGAAUUAAGUUGCAUUAUACGAGAAAUUUAUAUACAGAGGCUUUUGAUGUUCCGAGUGCGCGCAAGAAACGACCUAUAUGGGUGGGGUCCAUAUAGUUUGGAUAGCGAACGAAUUUCAGAACCUUUUGUGUCUCCAGAAAAAAGGGAUUCAUUGGUAUUAGCUAUCAUAACUCCGGCAGCUAUUGUUUCUGCAUUCGUGAUUAUUUUAAUUCUAUUACGUACAUUACAACUCAGACGGCAAAAAGCUAAAAAACUACUUGAAAAAAGCCGUCCAAGUAUAUGGAGCAAUAUAUCUACACUACAGCACCAGCAACUUAUGGCAUCUCGUAAUAGAGCAUUUUCUACCACAAGCCAUUCCACAUUGUACACUGGUGGUCCUCUUAGUGAUGCCGAUAUUGCUCUUUUACCUCACAUCAAUUGGAGUCAAAUAACAAUAUUGCAUUUCUUGGGAAGCGGUGCAUUUGGAGAAGUCUAUGAAGGAUUAAUAAAACAUGAAAAUAGUGAUCAACAGGAAAAAGUUGCUAUUAAAAGCCUCCGAAAAGGUGCUAGUGAGUUUGCUGAACUUCUGCAAGAAGCUCAAUUAAUGAGCAACUUCAAGCAUGAUAAUAUUGUCCGACUUAUUGGUGUUUGCUUUGACACUGAGUCUAUUUCUAUAAUAAUGGAGCAUAUGGAAGGAGGGGACUUACUGACUUAUAUUCGCAAUUCAAGACCGAACCCUAAGAGGCCUAAAGCGUCCCUGAAACUCUUAGACUUAAUAUCAAUGUGUAUUGACGUAUGCAAAGGUUGUUGUUAUCUAGAAGAUAUGCAUUUUGUGCAUCGCGACCUCGCAUGCCGUAACUGCUUGGUAUCUUCCAAUGAUCCAAGUAAACGUAUGGUGAAAAUUGGUGACUUUGGAUUAGCUCGUGACAUAUAUAAAAGCGACUAUUAUCGUAAAGAAGGUGAAGGUCUGUUACCAGUUCGUUGGAUGUCUCCGGAAAGUCUAGUCGAUGGUAUUUUUACAACACAUUCUGACGUGUGGGCUUUUGCCGUUCUUUGUUGGGAAAUAUUUACUUUGGGUCAGCAGCCUUAUGCUGCAAGAAAUAACUAUGAGGUCCUAAAUUACGUGAAGGACGGAGGAAGACUUGAGAAACCUGAAACUUGUCCCGCUGGACUGUUUAAUUUGUUGUUACAAUGUUGGAGUAAACAGCCGGAAGACCGUCCAUCGUUUGGAAAUUGUUUUGUUGAAUUGUUAAGGAUUAAAACAGAGUUAAGACGAAUUAAUUUAGGAUUUACAAAUGACAGCUCUGACAAUGCUGUAUACGCUAAUCAGGAAGAAAGUUGUUUGAGUACAUUUCCAAUGAUCACGGAAAAAGCUCAUAAAGUUCCCAUUAAAGCAAUAAAUAGCAAUGUAAGCUUGCCAACUCAGUUGGAAACAUUUUAUCGAGGCGUUGGCACAGAAACAAUAUCUGACAAUUCUCAAUUAAUCGAAGCGGAAAUGGAAGCAAUUAAUAUUGUGACUCUAUCAACACCUCGCACACAAAUAUUUGCUUUAAAUAAAACCCUCCUGAGGAUUACAUUUUGCCCCUAGAGUUUCACGUGCUGCUUAUCCGAAGGAAUGAGUAAGAACAGACCACCAAUUGGUAGGUAUGGUAUAAGCAAAUUAAUUCGUAACAUUGUUUUUGGUAGCACAGUAAUAAAACGUACAUAAUUCCGGAAAGCGCUAGUAAAGAGGUAUACAAAGCUUACUGAAUGCGUACAGACCCAAUUAUUACUUAUUUUUCUUAUUCACGUUUUAGUAGUGUUAUUUUCGCUAACUCCACAUAGUUAGUGAGUUUUUCUGACAAGUUUUCAAUGAGAAAUAUAUAAAAAAGACGCGCCUAAUCGAAGAUUUUAGAGGAACUACCGAAUUAUUUAUACUAAAAUAAACGAUUAAAUUAUAUUUCUAUCAUACCACAUACAUAAACUUUGAGCUAUUUA
Bactrocera latifrons is the source of this 8552-nucleotide messenger RNA. It is a transcript of the gene sev, whose product is annotated as protein sevenless. The record is from RefSeq and is a predicted model, not a curated record. Lineage: Eukaryota; Metazoa; Arthropoda; Insecta; Diptera; Tephritidae. Gene Ontology annotation, cellular component: signaling receptor complex; membrane. The transcript has 13 exons. Bases 832 to 8163 code for a protein of 2443 amino acids. Gene Ontology annotation, molecular function: transmembrane receptor protein tyrosine kinase activity; protein binding; ATP binding. Gene Ontology annotation, biological process: multicellular organism development; protein phosphorylation; positive regulation of kinase activity.